AUGGAUGCCGCGUCGGCGACGCCGCGGCGCGCGCGCGCGGACGCGGGCGAGGACGACGGAGGCGCGUCGACGUCCGCGGCGCGCGCGCUCGUGACGUGGGCGCGCGCGCGCGGGCGAGCGAUCAGGGACGGACGACGACGACGCGCGCGUGCGAUGGAAGAUGAACGGCGCGCGCACGCCGCGCGCGUCGCGCGCGCGCUCGCGAGCGAUGGCGGGUCGGGGGCGACGUCUGGGCGCGGUGGACGACGGGCGGCGCUCGUGGAGGCGCUCGAGGGCGGCGCGCGCGUGGACGCGGGGCGGGUGCGAACGCUGGCGAGCGACGGCGGCGUCCCGGACGACGACGACGGGCGCACGCGGGCGUUGGUGUGGAAGCUGUGCCUGGGAUAUCUCCCGGAGGAGCGAACGCGGUGGGCGAGCGUCGAGCGGGGACGACGGGAGGCGUACGAUGGGUUCGUGGAGGAGUUUUGCGCGCGCGCGGACGCGCGCGCGGCGUGGAUGGAGAGAUACGUCGGGGAUGCGAUCGCGGAGCAAAUCGACCGGGACGUCAUGCGCGUGCAUCCGGACAUGCAUUUCUUCAACGAUGAGGGCGAAGACGGGCGGCGGAGGAAGGAUCACAUGCGAGACGCGCUGUACGUGUACGCCAAGCUGAAUCCGGGAGUCGGAUACGUGCAGGGCAUGCACGAGAUGUUUGGCUGUCUGUAUUACGUCUUCGCCACGUCGAUGAAGGAUGAAUCGAACACGCGCGCGGCGGCGGCGGACGCUUUUUAUUGUUUCACGGAGAUUUUCAGUGAAUUUCGAGACGUCUUCGUCAAGGAGUUGGACGCCACGGAUCAAGGCGUGCGAGCGUAUUUAGAUGCUCUGAGUGACAUGCUGGCGACUCACGGUCCCGAGGUGCACGGUCACUUGACGAGCAUGAAUCUAUCGACGUCAAUGUACGCGUUUCGUUGGAUCACGUUGCUCUUCACGCAGGACUUUGAGUUCGCCGACGUGUUGCGACUGUGGGACGUCAUGCUCGCGUCGCCGAGAUCGAGGAUGGAGUGCUUACUUCGACUGUGCGUGGCGUGCGUGUUAAACAUAGGUACCGAGCUCAUCGAAGGUGAUUUCGCGACGUGCAUGAAGAUGCUACAGAAUUAUCCACCCGUGGACAUACGCCGGAUAACGAGACUCGCCGCGGCGCUUCCGUACGGGAUCCAACUAGACGCGUAA
Molecule: messenger RNA, 1206 nt
Organism: Ostreococcus tauri
Lineage: Eukaryota; Viridiplantae; Chlorophyta; Mamiellophyceae; Mamiellales; Bathycoccaceae
Product: Rab-GTPase-TBC domain
Exons: 1
Coding region: 1-1206 (401 amino acids)
Biological process (GO): intracellular protein transport; activation of GTPase activity
Molecular function (GO): GTPase activator activity
Source: RefSeq, a predicted model, not a curated record